UAUUUUUCUUCACCCUAAAAGGCCUUCAGCUUGCACGUUGGUGUUAUCUUAAAGCAUUAUGUCUGGACGCGGAAAGCAGGGCGGCAAGGCUCGCGCGAAGGCCAAGACUCGAUCUUCCCGGGCCGGCUUGCAGUUCCCGGUGGGCAGAGUGCACCGCCUACUUCGCAAGGGGAACUACUCUGAGCGGGUCGGGGCCGGCGCUCCAGUGUACCUGGCCGCGGUGUUGGAGUAUUUGACCGCUGAGAUCUUGGAGCUGGCGGGCAACGCAGCCCGCGACAACAAGAAGACGCGUAUCAUCCCGCGCCACUUGCAGCUGGCCAUCCGCAACGACGAAGAGCUCAACAAACUGUUGGGCAAAGUCACCAUCGCGCAGGGCGGCGUCCUGCCCAACAUCCAGGCCGUGCUGCUGCCCAAGAAGACAGAGAGCCACCACAAGGCCAAGGGCAAGUGAAGCCCACGAAUAAACAGAAGUAAUACAUACACUUGUUCUCAAUUACACACAAAAGGCUCUUUUCAGAGCCAUCUACAUUUUCAAAAGAGAAGCUGAUAACUCGAUGAAC
Trichechus manatus latirostris (Florida manatee) is the source of this 560-nucleotide messenger RNA. RefSeq names its product histone H2A type 1-D. Gene Ontology annotation, cellular component: nucleosome; chromatin. The record is from RefSeq and is a predicted model, not a curated record. The coding region runs from base 59 to 451 and encodes 130 amino acids. Gene Ontology annotation, molecular function: structural constituent of chromatin; protein heterodimerization activity; DNA binding. The transcript has a single exon. Gene Ontology annotation, biological process: heterochromatin formation. Lineage: Eukaryota; Metazoa; Chordata; Mammalia; Sirenia; Trichechidae.